AUGAAGAAGAAACUUCUUAGGGGUGAUGGAGGAAAUGGAGUCAGGCACACCGCUGCAACAUCAGCAUUCAGGCAACAGAGGCAGGUAGAUGAAGAAGCGGCAAGUACCCUCAGCACUGACGUUCAUGGAAGACACAUUGUGACCCCUAUGUGGAGCGCAUCUGCAGGCUCUGAGCGCCAAGGAGCAGAAGGCAAGGAGAAGACAUUAGUGGGGGAUGUGAAAUCCAGUCCUCCACGAAGUGCACCCAAAAACCAGCUCCCUUCUAGAACCAAAAAUGCCCUGCCCAGAUCGAAGCCUGCCCCAGCAGGGCAGUCAAGAAAGGGCAGGCACGCCUCUUACAGAGGGUCCUUCUACCUGGAAUAUUCGCUUCUUGCGGAAUUUACAUUGGUGGUGAAGCAGAAGCUGCCAGGAGUCUAUGUACAGCCAUCUUUCCGCUCGCCAUUAGUGUGGUUUGGAGUAAUAUUCAUUAGGCACGGGCUCUAUCAGGACGGCAUAUUCAAGUUUACGGUGUACAUUCCCGAUAAUUACCCAGAUGGCGACUGUCCACGCCUGCUGUUUGAUAUCCCCGUCUUUCACCCACUAGUGGAUCCCACCUCGGGCGAGCUGGAUGUACAAAGAAAAUUCGCCAAGUGGAUGCGCAACCACAAUCGUAUAUGGCAGGUGUUAAUGUAUGCAAGGAGAGUCUACUACAAGAUCAGCACGAAGAAUCCCCUAAACCCAGACGCUGCAAUGCUGUAUGAAAGAGACAUUCAGCUUUUUAAAGGUAAAGUGGCCGAAAGUGUUAACAUCUGUAUGGCUCAUCUGUUUGACCUGCCGAAGAUAGAAGACCCCUACGCCAUUAGCUUUUCUCCGUGGAACCCUUUUGUACAUGUUGAGGCCAGAGAAAAGAUGCUGACUCCGAAAAAGAAGCGCGAGGAACAGCACAGUAAGAGUGUUCACGUUCCUGGCCUCUCAUGGGUCAAGCCUGGCUCCCUACAGCCUUUCAGUAAAGAAGAGAAAACUGUAGCAACCUAA
This is a messenger RNA of Apodemus sylvaticus (European woodmouse), 1014 nucleotides long. Its product is annotated as AKT-interacting protein-like. NCBI's taxonomy places the organism in Eukaryota, Metazoa, Chordata, Mammalia, Rodentia, Muridae. The record is from RefSeq and is a predicted model, not a curated record.